Messenger RNA from Racocetra fulgida, 287 nucleotides. The record is from the annotation of a GenBank genome assembly. NCBI's taxonomy places the organism in Eukaryota, Fungi, Glomeromycota, Glomeromycetes, Diversisporales, Gigasporaceae.
AAAAUGAAAGAAAUAAAACUCGUGAGCCAAUAAAACGAAUAAUAGCUGAAGUUAAAGAAUUAUUGAAGAUUAUAUUCCAUUCUGAAACAGCAAAUCCUUGUAAAAAAAUGAAUGCACAACAAAUGUAUGAAGAAUUAUUGAGACGUGCGAACCUAGGUGAAAUCGAUGAGAAUAAUGUACCUAAAGUGAUCACAAUAACAAAUUGGAUUACUGUUUUUUCGCGCAAGUGGAAAGAAGCUAUGACGUUGAGAUCUUUGGAUGAAAAUGCAAAUGCUGAAAAUUUGUAA